AUGUUAACAGUUUUGAAAUUAGGAAAACUUUUUUUAACAAUUAUAGGAUUAAUCAUUUUAAAAGCUUUAGGAGAUUGCGGUUAAAAUUGUAGUAUAUGCGAUUAAAGUAAACAAAUUUGUUCAUCUUGCGUAAAUGGAUUUAUAUUAGAUUAGACUAGUAGUUUAUGCGUUCCUCUUGUAUGCAAUAAUGGUUAAUUGUUUGAUCCUAGUACGAAUCAAUGUGUUACAAUAUGUCCACAGUAAUAUUUAAAUGAUCAAAAUUAAAAGGUAUGUACCAAAAUAACUUAGUGCCCUAGUAAAUAAGAAUUUGGGUAAGAAUAUUUUGAUGUAGUUUAGAAAAUAGUUAUCUCAAGCAUGUUUGUUGUCUUGCAAGGUUAAAUACAGAAAUAAUCAACAGCUCCAAUCAUUUUACUAGACAAUUAAAACUACAAUCUAGUUGGCACAAUUGAUUCUCAUAAAAGUUAGAUAAUCGAUAUGCUCUAUUUACCUAUUUAGUAGUAGCAAUCAGUAGGUAGUCAAAAUAUAAAUUAAAUAGAAUACUUAUACUCUUAUUCAUAAAAUGAGAUAGCUAAAUGGAAUUUAAUUACUACUCAAAAUAUAUAUUUAUUAAAUUUACCAAGUAAUAUAAUAAUAAGCAAUACUAUAAAUUUUAUCAAUUAAAACUAUCUAGUAGUACUAAAAAAUGAUAAUUUGAAUUAACAGUUUGGAUAUAUAGACCUAAAGGAGCUUGACUUAAAAGCUUCACAGUAAUAAUUUGCAAUUGAUUAUAAAAUUUUCCCCUUGGUUCAUUCUUAAGCAAUAUAGUAAAUAUGUAUUAUGAAUAAUUUUGCUUAUAGUUUUGCUAGUGAACUGUUUAUAGCGUAAUGGGAUAUUCAGAAUGUUAAAUUUUCUUCAUAGAUAUUCAAAUUUUAAUAAUAAAUUUCUGCUAUGUAUUGCUUAGAAUAAUAAAAUUUAAUGGCUGUAGUGAUUCAAAACUCAGGUACUCUAUUUUUGUGUAACGCAAAUAAUAAUAAAUGCUUAAAUACUUAAACUACUCAUAAUUUUAUUAGCAAUGUUAUUUUCACUGUUGACCCUCGUUUUAAGUACAAUAUAAUCUUCACAAAUAGCAAUACUGAAAUGAAUUUACUUACUUAUGAUGAUAAUAGUAUUUAUUUCUUAUAGAGCGCUUCUAGUGAUAUUGCUUAUUUAUAUGAAAAUAAUGGUUUAGUUUUUGUAAUUUCUUAAAGUGGUGCUUUAUCUAUGCACGGAUAUAAUCUUUAAUAAACAAAAGACUCAGCUGAUAUAAAUAUGAUAUCAAGUUAAUUUACUAAAAAAUCUUUAUAAAGUAGUACUAUAAAUGCAAUAACUAUGAAUAAUAAUAAUGACCUUUUAAUUGCUAACAGCAAUUUAAACAUUUUAAGUAUUUCUUAAAUAAAUGUAUAAUAAUACUCAAUAUAAAAAAAAGAAACCAAAAGAAAAUUGUAAUAAUAUAGGAGAGGCCACAGUGACAGAGUUAAUGGUAUUUUAUUUGAUAAUUUAUAUAAUAGAAUAAUUACAUACUCUAAUGAUGGAAGUUUUAGGAUAUGGGAUCAAAUAAACUUAUAGCAAGGUGAGUUUAGACUGGUCAUUUAUUAGUACCAUCCUGAUUGCCCUUAAUUUUAAUCAUCAAAUUGCAAUAAGCAAUUAGUGAAAAUGGAUUUGCUGACAAGCACAAUUUUUAUCACACAAUACAAUGAUAACCAAUUAAUUCUUUGGGAUUAUUAGCUUUUUAGUGUUUCCAUUAGAGAUAGGAUCGUAAGCAGUUUAGGAAUAUAAAUUUAAAACUAUUAGUUUUUCUAAUAGUAGUUUCUAAUUUUUUGUAAUACGAAAAUGUGGUAAGUUUAUAAUGUGAAGGAUAAAACCUCUAUUACUAAAAGUAAUAAUGCUCUAUAUGCUGUUUUAGAAAUUAUUGAUGGUAUAACUUAAGUUAUUUAUUAUGAUAGUAUUCUUUCAAUCUUAUUUGUUUGUCCUCAUCCUGAUUGCUCUAUAGUGAGUUACAGUACUCCUAUUUCAGGUUCUGUUUUAUUCAUAAAGUAUUUUUCUUAAUAUUAAAUAAUGGCAAUAGGAACUUCUAAUAGCUAUUUGUAUAUGCUUUUUGCUUCAUCAAAAUUUAAAAAUUAUCCAUUAUAGGUUUAAAAUCCAGUUUAUAUAUCUUUAACUCCAGGUUAUUACAAAAAUAUAUAUAUUUUUAGCUAAAAUUUUUUACUAUCAUACUAUACUCAUAAUGGUGGAACUCUUUACUCUUAUUAUUCAAGUUUAGGAUUUGCUUCAGUCUUUUCUUAGCAAGUUGCAUCAUUUGCCAAUCCGGAGCUUCACUUCUUCUAUUAAAAUACCAUCAAUUAAUAAAUACAAAAUCAACUUUUAGGAUUUGAUACUUAAUUGAAAGUUAAGCUAUUGCUUACGUUUACUGAAAAAAUAUCAACAUUCAAUGUUGAUAUUAUUAAUAGUAAAAUUUAUGUAGGAUUUUAAGAUGGUUCUAUCAAAACAGGAUACUUCUAAUAAUUUUUAGCUGGUUUAUAGGACCCUUAUACUUAUGUAGACAUGAAAUAUUCAUCAGUGAAUAACUAAAUUAUAGCUUUUAAAAUGGGUGUUAGCUUAUUUAAUACAAUAGAUUGGUCUAAAACUACAAUACCAAGUGCUCAUACAAUACUACCUAAUGGAGGUUGGUUUGACGAUUAAACUAGACAGCUUGUUACAUAUUCAAACGAUACUACAAUUAAUAUAGUAAAAUGGAAUUUAACUAGUUUAACAAGUUAUGUUUUUAAAAAUGGGCACUAGGAUUCUGUUGUUAUGGUUUAUGUUGACUUAAAAAAUGACAGAAUGAUUAGCUUUUCUAAUGAUUUAAAUUUUCUUAUCUGGAUUUAUAGUUCUGGGAUAGUGCUUAAAAAAUUUGAUUUCCAUUAUCAAGAUAACAUCUAUUUUAAUUAAUAGAACCUCGAUGGUAUAUUCUAAGUAAUUUAAUUUGCACAUGACAUCAAUAAUAAUAGAGUAUUUUCAUUGAAUACAAUUAAUAAGUUUUAUUCUUUUAACUAUCUAACAUUUGAAGUCAUGCUAUACUAAAACACUAAAGAUAAACUAAUAAACUUUUGGAUUGAUAUGAAUUAUUAAAAUAAUAGAUAUAUUUAUUUGGUCUUAUAGCCAGAUAGUACUACUUCUUACAUUCGGUUUAUUGAUGACCAAAAAUUUAUAGACUAAUUUAAUUUAUAUCAAAACCAUGCUAUUAUUACAGAAAUUAGGUUUGUUAAUAGUAAAACGUACACUGUUGAUACAUAAUUGAUAGUAGUAAUGGAUAGAGUAACAUUGAAAGAAUUAACUAGAAUAAUUUGUUAAAAUCCUUUAAUUAUGUAAUUUAUAGUUUUUGAAAAAAUGGAUCAUAUUUAUCUUUACAGUGAUUGGACAAAAGGCGUUUUAAGUUAUCGCUUAAGUGUUUAUAGGCUUAGUACUGGUUAAAAAAUAACUGAUAUCGUUAAUGCUUAGGGUAUUGAAGAUGGUAACAUUGCUAAGGCUUACCUUGACGAAGACAGUUAUCAGCUUAUUGUUUUUAAAUCUUUAAGGGUAUACACUUAUCUUAUAGAUGUUAGAACAUUCAGAUAUACUUAGUAUAUCACUGUACAAUAUUCAUGGAACCCUUCUUAUGUUAGAUAAGGAAUAGUUUUGAGUAAAAAUAGUAAAUUUGUAUUUCUGGAUUCUGCAAAUCUAAGAGUUUAUGACAUCGAUCCAUCUGUGAAUCAAUUAAAUAACAUGAGAGAUUUGACUGAACCAAAAAUUUAAGAUUAGUUUUAUAAUUAGCAGACUAAUGCUUUAUAUUACAUAGAUAAUGAUAGUACUGCUUGGGUGCAAAAUUUAAAUAGUAACAAUGGCUUUCAAGAAGUGGAAGAAAUUGAUAAUGUCAAAAAUUCAUUGGUUCUUGGAUAAUAUUUUUAUGUUAUAACUAAUUUAUACAUAAUUAAGUAUGAUAACAAUAUGAAUAAAAUUAAAUAAAUUAGUCUUAGUGCAAACUUUUACAAAUACACUUAAACACACUUAAUGGUUGUUGAUUAUAGCUUAAACUUCAUAUGCUUAAAACUUGAUGACCUCAGCUAAGUAGGGUAAAAAUACCUCUUAACUUCUUAUCCUGUUUCUAUAGUUACUCAAGAAGCCUUCUUUGAGAUAUUUUUAGUGUUACUUAAUAAAGUAAUCAGGUUUUCAUAUACAAAUUGUUAAUUAAUAGAAACUGUAUCAGUUUAAAAUAUAUAAUUUAUUAGAAUUGAUCCUAUAAGAAAAUUAAUUUAUCAUAUUUUGAAUAAUGGAAAUAUUAUUCUAUAUAAUAGUUAUAGUUAAGGUAUCUCGUAUGCAACAAAUUAAUAAUAUUUAUUUACAUUAUCAGGAGCUUAAGACUUGGUUAUUGAUUAAAGUGCUAAUAGAAUAUUUGUUUUAAGAUUAAAUACAUCGGUUCCUAUAGUCAAUGUUUAUAGCUUUUCAAAUACCUUUGUUUUCACUAAGUUACCUUCUUUAAUAGUCCCUUCAAGUGUAAUGACAACAUAAAUACAAAUUUUAACUUGCUAUUUUGGAUAGUGCCUUAUUAUACAAACUCCAUAUUACUAUGGUUUAUAUUAACUCACUUCUACUUCUGUAAAUUUAGUUGCAAUUUUUAGAGAUAACAAUAUUUUAACAAGCUUUAUUCAAGCAUAUAGUACAGGAAUUCAAAAUAUUUUUAUAAUGAAUUCACUAGAUUCUUUAUAGAUUGUAAAUGCUAAUAUUUAAUCAGGAUUUUAAUAAGUUUUAUUAAAGCUUAAUUUAUUAAAUUAUCGUUUAAUAAAUUAGAGCCUGACUUAAAAUGGGAAUUUGUUAAAUAUAAAUCUUAUAGGGAUAAGCAGUGGAAUAAGUUUUAAUUACUAAUUUGUGAUAAAUAUUUAAUAGGGAUAACAGAGUUCUCUAACUUAGUAAAACUGUUACUUUAAUAUCCCUUAAAACAACUACCAAAUAUAGUUAAGUAACCAAAUGACAGGUAUCUUACAGUCAAGCUAAAUGUUUAAUUUUGGUAUAGCACGCACAUUAAUUAAUGUUGAUGCAAAAAAUAAUUUUUAUUACGAUCAAAUUUUCUAAACUUUAAGCUCUAGUGUAGUUUACUUAAAUGGUGGUACAGAUAAGAGAGUUUUGUAAUUAACUCAAAAUUUUUUCAAUUAAAAUAAAAUCUAAUAGCUUUAAAUUUAAGGAUAUGACUUUGAUUUAUCAUAAAUGAGUGGCUAAAUUAAUUUUUCACCAUAAACUCAAAUUAUAGUCAUGAAGGAUAUAAACUUUAUCUCUAAUAUUAAAAACUGUUAGUUUUAAUUCAUUUAACUUUAAUCUGUAAUCUUAGAGAAUAUAAAUAUUUCUGGAGUAGAUAUAGAAUCAUCUCAAUUCUUUUAUUUUUAGAAUAUUUAAUAAUUAUUUAUUAAAAAUAUAAACUAUUCUAAUUCUAAAAUCUCAUUAGAUUCAUAAAUAUUUAAUUUCAACUAAAUUUUUAACUUAUUCAUUCAAGGGCUCUAUAUUUCUAAUAUUAAUAAAGUAUAAUAACUUAAUAAUGCUAGGUAAUUAUAAUAAUCAUAAAAUACUUUUAAUAGUUUGAUUUCAAUAAAUAAUUCCUAGUAAGUUAAGAUAUUAAUAUCUUAAAUUUCAAGUGUGCAAAGCUAGGCAAAUAUUAAUUAUAUUUUUAAGCUAUUAGGAGUUUAAAAUAUAUCUUUUGAUCAAGUAUAUUUCCAUGAUUCUUCAUAAUGUUAAUUCAUAAAUUGGUAACCUUUGUAUUAGUCUGGAAGUAAAUCUAUUUAUAUUGAUAAGAGUAUUUUUAGUAUUACAAACUCUUAAUGUUCAAAUAUUAAUAGUCUCACUUAAAUGAGCUUGAUUUAUUUAAAAGGUUACUAAGUUAUUGCUCAAAAUUUAACAAUUAAUUUUGUUAGUUGUCCUACUUGUUUUGGAGCAGCUGUUUAUUUUGACUCUGUUUAACAAAUUUCUAUUUUGAGUUCUAAUUUUCAAAAUAAUAUUGCCUAAAGUGGUGGAGCUUUAGCUUUUAAAAAUUGUGGAAUUAGCUAGAGUAGUGCUGCAUGUGUAUCAUCAAAUUCUAAUUUGAAUUUAUGUUUACUACUAAUAUAAUAAUCAAUAUUUUAAUUUAAUUAAGCUUUAGAAAGUGGUGGGAGUUUGUACAUAUUAAACAGUAAUAUACAAAUGAAAGGUUGCUAAAUUCAAUAAAAUAAAGCAAUAAUAGGUGGAGGCGUAAGAUACUUAAUAAUACAACCCAUUUUUGUAUAUAGAUAUUUUAUUUAUCUCAAAUCAAAAAGCCAACAAUAUAAUGACUAAAAUGUAAUCCAAUUUAAUAAAGCAGUAAUACAUAGUAAUAAUAUUGGAUCAAACUUAAAAAAAAUAGCUGCUUUUGAUAAGAAUAAAAGAUAGAUAGAAGAAAAUUUAAAUGAAAUAGUUAAUUCGACAAUCCACAUCAUAAGUUAAGUCUAUAUAAAUUCUUUUGUGAGUGGAGGAUUUCUUGAAUUUUAGUUUUAAUUAUUAGAUGAAGAAAAUAAUCCUUUAUAUUUUGAUACAGUUUUAUACAAAAGUAAUGGAUAUCCGAAGUCCAUUUAAAGUGAAAUAAUUAGCUAUUAUAUUUAAUCAUAAGUAUUUAGUAAUUAGAUCAAACUAUUCGGAUAAUAAUACUCCGAUUAUAAUUUUUAUAACUCUACUACUAAGAUGUUUUCUAUUUCAGGCUUGUAAGUGAUAGCCAACCCGAAAUCUUAAAAUUAGCUGUACAUUUAAAGUCCUGCUAUUUAAAGGCCUGCCCUAAGUUCUCCAGAAUAUCGAUAAAUAGAUUAAGGGCCCUUUUAUUUGCAGCUUUUACUUAAAUUCAGGGACUGUAUACCAGGAGAAGUUUUUAGAAAAAGUGGUUCCUUAUAUUACUGUUAAGUUUGUACAGAAGGAACAUAUUCUCUUAUUUAGCCUACGCAAGAAUAAUAUAGUACAUAAAAUUGUAUGAAAUGUCCUAGUCAAGCUAGCUAUUGCUAUGGAAGAUAAAUGACUAUAAAUGAUGGAUAUUGGAAAGUUUCGAAUUCAAGUAGCAACAUAAUAUAUUGUACUAACAUGCCAUCAAAUUGUAAUGGAAAUAGCGAUAAAGGAUAUUGUAAAGAGGGUCAUAUAGGCCCUUUAUGUGAAGUGUGUGACAUAAAAGGAACAAUUUGGGGUGAAAAGUACGCAACAGAUGGUAGCUUUAAUUGUUUAAGUUGUAGUGAAGUUUAAAGUGCAAAAUAUAUUAUACCAAGUUUGAUUCUAAUAUUUGGAAUGAUAGUUUACAUAGGAUUCAGCUUGAAGAUUGCUUUAGAUAUUAGCAGGCUUAUUGUUUUAGGAUAUUAUUUAAGAAUGAUGUAAAUAUGUCCAGUUAGCAAAUCAUCUUUUUCAGAUACAACAAAUAUGAAUAUUAAAUCUUUAAUUAACUACAUCUAAAUUUCUUAAAUUGUGAAUACAGCUAAAGUUUAACUUCCUUCUUUUAUUACUUUUCUUCCUAAUUUUGUAGGUUCGCCUAUUUAAAAUAUGAUGUAUACACUUGACUGUUGGUUUGCUAGAUCAGUACAAGGAGGUGUUCCAAUAAUAUUUCAAAGAACUAUAUGGUCAUUAUCUAUUCCGGUUAUUUAUCUUACGGGAGUAUAUUUGAUCUAUAUUUCAUUAGUCUUACUAAAAUAUGUCAAAUUAUAGACUUCUUAUUUACAAAGUGGUUUGGUAUUUCUAUUUUUAUACUUGUAGCCAAACAUGAUUUCUAAUCUUUUGUCAGUAAUGUCAUGCAGAAAAAUAGAUUAAAAAUUAUAUAUUCAAGCUGAUGUAUCAUAUGAAUGCUACACAGGAGAACAUAUUAAAUAUAUUUUCUUAAUAUGCUUUCCAGGCUUUUUAUUAUGGGCAUUUAUGAUUCCCGUUUACAUUUUGAAGAAGAUGAUAAAAUAUUAAGAUUAAUUGGACCACUCACAUGUAAGAAUGAGAUUUGGAUUCUUAUACCAAGAUUAUAAAAGAAAACAUUAUUAUUGGGAAUUUGUUAGAAGUUAUAUGAAAGUCUUAAUUGUUUGUAUCUACAGCUUUUAUGGAGAUCCAUAUACAAAUAAGCUCAUUUUUGCACUAAUUAUCUGCAUUCUGUAUUUAGUACUUUUGAAAAAGUUGAGGCCAUUUUAAAUGCACUAUUUUUAAGAUUUAGAUACUGCUUCUAUGCUUACUAUAAUAGUAUUGAUAAUCAUGAAUAUAUUCCUUUAUAACGAUCCUCCUUACGUUUAACAAGUCAUAUUUUACAUAAUUUUAUUAGGAAUUCACAAUAUUUAUUAGCUCUAUUUGAUUAAAGAAGUAAUAAAAACUAAAAUAGAAAUUUCUUAUAAAAGUUACAUAGAAUUUGUUAAAAAAAAAUUGAUACUUUAUUUCCCCUAAUUAAGCAAAUAUAUAACUUUAAACAAAGAAUCAUCAUUUAAAAAAUUCUUACAUUGGAAAAUGAUUAAAUUUCACAUCGUUUAGCUUAAGGAAAAAAAGAUAUCAGGCUAAGUAAGAGAAUAAAUUUUUGGUAUUACAUCAAGUUCAUAAUAGAAAUUAUCUAAAUCUAAUUAAAUUUAAUAAGAGAAAGCGAAGCUAAACAACUUAAAUACAAGUAUCUAGCAACCAUAAAAUAAAUCAAUUUCUUAGAUAUUGUUGAAUGUACCUAACCAAAUUAGCAUCAUUAAUUAAGAUUAGGCUGCAAAAUCCUUUUAAAAUAGGCUUUAGUCUUCACAGAUAUAAUUUCAAGAUUAACAUGAGAGUUUUAUGCCUCAUGAUAAUAGUAAACUGAUAGGCUUGAAUAAAAUUUCAGUAUCUCAACUUGAAACAUCAAAAAAGAGUUUAAUAAUAGUUAAAAAUCUUCAUAAAGUAGAAGGUGUUGGUGAAAUAGAAUAUAAUUUAGGAGUAUUAUAGUGUUAGGACUCUAUAAAAGAAGACAACAAUAUACAAGAAGAUACUCCUAAUAAUAAUUAUUAAUACCUCCAAAUUAAUUCAUUAAAAAAUAGAUAAGAAAAUGAAAAAGAGCAAACAGAAGAUAUAGUUGAAAUAAAUGAUAUUUAGGUUUAAAUAGAUCAACAAUAAAUAUUUUCUUUAGAAAACUUAAAUUAAUACACAAAAAAAUAGUCAGACUCAACCUAGUCUUCAAAUCACUAAUAGUUUAAUUUUAAUAGUAAUUGCUAAGCUUUAGAAAAUGGCUAAAACGUAGAAUUAAACGAAAAUACAUAGCCAUCAUCAGGAGAUUUUUAAGAAAACAAAAAGAAUUUAGAUAAUAUUUAAAUUUUGUAAAAUGCAUAUUAUGAUGCUAACUAAAAUGAUAAGCAGUAAGAAUUAAUGGAAAUAUCAGGUUAUGACAAAUUAGGUCUUUCUCCAAUGCAAUUUUACAGCAACUAAGCACUUAUAAUAGAACAAAACUAAAUAUUAGAAUAAUCUAAUGAAAGCUUUUAAAAUCAAACCCAAUAAAGAGAUAAGUAAAAAUCGGAGUGUUCCAUCAUUUAAGAACAAAACUUAAUAAGAAACAAGUCAAUUAGUUAAUCUAAAUUUGUAAAAAACAAUAACAUUAGUGAAAAAUCAAAAGGAUAAAAUAUUUUGGAUAGAGGUAACACAUUAUAAAGUAAUUUUUUUUCUCAAAAGCUGUAAGAUGUAAAUUAAGCUACAGAAAUAUAAGAGCAUAAAACUAUCGGUUCUGAAUUUAUUAUUUAAUCACCAAUUAAUACUUUGAAAUACUUCGAUAAUAACAUAUCACAGUUAGAUUUAAACAGCAUGAAAAACCAAGACCAAUCUCCAAAUAUUUCUUAAAAAAAUUAAUUAAAAUUAAUUAAAAAAGAUCAAUAAUAAGAAUUAGAAACUGUAAAGCCAAUAGACUAAAUAGAUUAAAAAAUAGAAAACAAUUUACAAGAAUCAAAAAUUGUCUCUCCAAUUAAUUUUGAAUUGAAAUAAAUAAGCUAAAAUAAUUAAUAGGAAUUUUAGGUCAUUACAUUCUAGCAACUAGAUGAGAUUUAGACAGAUUAAAAUGAUUAAGACAAGAAAAGUUAAGAUGAAGCUCAAUAUGAAAUAUUAUCUUGCGAUGUUUUAAGUAAUGUGGAGCUUUAAAUACUCUAACCUGAAGAAAAUAAUUAACCUAAGCUAAAAUGA
Tetrahymena thermophila SB210 is the source of this 10149-nucleotide messenger RNA. RefSeq names its product WD domain, G-beta repeat protein. The transcript has 13 exons. Gene Ontology annotation, molecular function: protein binding. The record is from RefSeq and is a predicted model, not a curated record. NCBI's taxonomy places the organism in Eukaryota, Ciliophora, Oligohymenophorea, Hymenostomatida, Tetrahymenidae.